Molecule: messenger RNA, 6155 nt
Organism: Cottoperca gobio
Lineage: Eukaryota; Metazoa; Chordata; Actinopteri; Perciformes; Bovichtidae
Product: DDB1- and CUL4-associated factor 1-like
Exons: 30
Coding region: 347-5011 (1554 amino acids)
Biological process (GO): protein ubiquitination
Cellular component (GO): Cul4-RING E3 ubiquitin ligase complex; nucleus
Molecular function (GO): nuclear estrogen receptor binding; histone H2AT120 kinase activity
Source: RefSeq, a predicted model, not a curated record
CUGUCAACACGCCGCUGCGGCUGUUUUGGAGCUUAACGUCCCGCGACAUUAACCCCCGGAGGGUCAGAAGACAGAUACCACGCGGAUGUUACAGAGCACGCGGCGUGAAUCAGGGUAAAGUUAGCUCAGUUUGCUAAUUGUCACCUUCCUGCCGCGUUAGCUCCACGCGCGCAGAGCAGAAAGUGGUUUCUGAGCCGCGGGGGAUGAGCCAGCUGUCUCCCCGGCCAGAGGGCACCUGUUGUCGGCGUGGAUUCACCGCAGCACGGGGACAUUCCCCUCUGCGAUAAUGUCUUAUAGUGUCUGAACGUCUCACCGUCCAGCCACACGCGCACAACUUCCGGCAGCGAUGUCUUCCCCAGAAGAAGACGCUGCCAUGACAGCUGCCGUGUGCGCCGUCCUGUCGUCUGCCUUGUCGGCCGCCGCGUCGGCCGCCGUUGACGCUAAAGCGGAUCUGGCCACGCUGCUCGACGAAUGGGAAGAAGCGCAGCAGGGCACCACGGAGCAGCUGGUGUCCAUCCUCACCAAAAUAUCUGAGCUGAUCGAACGGGAGACGAGAGAGUACCACAAAGCCGACCCCGAUCCCUUCGAUGACCGUCAUCCAGGACGAGCAGACCCCAACUGCAUGCUGGGACAGCUCCUGAAGAUGCUCUUUAUGAAUGAUGACUUCACUAAUGCGCUGUUGGACACGUAUAUAAUGACCAGCAGAGAGCUGGAGCUCAACACGUCCGCCUGCCGCCUGCUGCAGAACAUCAUGCCAGGCCUGGAGACCGCCGUCAUCUUCCAAGAGAAGGAAGGUCUGGUGGAGAAGUUGUUCACUUGGGCUCUUGAAGCAGCGCUGCCGCUGUGUGUCUACGCCACUGGUCUGCUGGCCAGAGCCAUGAGCAACCAGGAGGUGGCGGCUAGCUACAGAGAGGAGAACGCUAAGCUGGUGCCCGUCAUGAUUAGGACCCUGCACAAGCUGCAAACUGAAGAGGCCACAAGUGCGGACGAAGCCACCCAAACCUCAAACGCCUCCACAGACCAGCGCGACCCCACGGAAGGGGAAGACGAGGAGGGCGAGAGAAGAGAGCGAGACGGAGAGGGCUGCAGGCCGGCGUCAAACGCCAAAUCUUUGUCACGGUUGUGUUCGGCCCAGAAGAAUGGCGGCUCCAGCGGCGGCGGUGGUGCACUCGGCUCCACGCGAUUGCUUCCGGACUUUGUUUACCAGGCGAGGCCGGACGCCGGAGGUAGAGGAGGAGGAGGAGGAGGAGGAGGAGGAGGAGGAGGAAAGAGACAGGCGGUGACGGAGAACGGGAGGAAGGCGAAGCAGAAACUCAGCUCCCGCUGGACCGAGGAGGAGGCAGAGGCAGAGGCGGAGGCGAAGGAUUCCAGCGACCAGCCGGCCUGCAGCUCCUCCUGGUCCGAGAUGAGCUCCAUGGUCAUCGGCUCCGACUACUGCCUCUUCCCGCUGAGCCCGGCCAUGGGGCAGAGGCUCAUCCUGCAGUAUCUGACGCCGCUUGGAGAUUACCAGGAGUUGCUCGCCGUCUUCAUGCAGCUGGACACGCGGUCGCUGCUGAUGAACUACAUCGACCUCAGUAAGACCAAGAACGUCCAGCUCAUCUUCGACGCCCUGCUGUAUCUCGCCUCGCUGCUCCUCCAUAAGAAGUUUGCAGCAGAGUUCAUCACUCACGGAGGAGUGCAGAGGCUUCUGGACAUCCCGAGGCCUUCGAUGGCAGCGACGGGAGUGUCUCUCUGCUUGUACUACCUGGCCUACAAUCUGGAUGCGAUGGAGAGGGUGUGCACACUCUCAGACGGCGUGCUGUCCGACAUGGUGUCCUACGCUCUGUGGCUGUUGGAGUCGUCCCACGCGUCGGGCGUCUGCCACGCCACCAUGUUCUUCUCCAUCUCGUUCUCCUGCAGAGCGGUGCUGCAGCUCUUCGACCAGCAGGACGGCCUGCGCAGGCUGGUCAACUUGGUCAGCACUUUGGAGAUCCUCAACACGGAGAAUGAAGUGUCCAUAAUGAGCGACGACCAGGUGUUCUCCAACCGGCAGACCGCCAAACACACGUGCCUGGCGCUGCGCAGGUACUUUGAGGCUCACCUGGCAGUGAAGACUGAGCAGGUGAGACAGUCUCUGUACACGUCAGAAGGAAGCACCAUUUACCCCCGGCAGCAGGUUUAUAAGACGUAUUCGUACUCCAGAGAGCAGGUUCUGGAGAUGAUGGAGUUUCUCAUCGAGUGUGGACCUCCGCAGCUUCACUGGGAACCAGUCGAGGUGUUCUACAAGUUGUCGUGCGUCCCUUUAAUGCUGCAGCUGAUCUCCACCGCCUGCGACUGGAGAACGUACUACGGCAGGAGCGACACGGUGCGCUACACCCUGGACAUCCUGGCCAUCCUCAUGGUGGUUCCGAAGGUCCAGUUGGUGCUGGCGGACACGGUAGAGGUGCUGGAUGAAACCAGGUCUCCGGUCUCCACUGUGGGCAUGAGCAUCAUUCUGGGCGUCGCCGAGGGCGAAGUGUUCGUCAACGACGCCGAGAUCCAGAAGUCGGCGCUGCAGGUGAUAAUAAACUGUGUGUGCGCUCCAGACCAGAGCCUGAACACUGUGGGUGCUUUUGCUGUCGCCCCCCUUAGGCUGUCCCUCCUCCCCCAGCAGUCCCCUGCUUCCCACGACAGAGUGCUGGCCCACAUGUGGAAAAUGGUGCAGAACAACAACGGCAUAAAGGUGCUUCUGUCCGUGCUGUCGGUGAAGAUGCCCAUCACAGAUGCAGACCUGAUCCGCGCUCUGGCCUGCAAGGCUCUGGUCGGACUCUCACGCAGCACAGCGAUCAGACAGAUCAUCAGCAAACUGCCGCUCUUCACCAGCAGCCACAUUCAACAGUUGAUGAAGGAGCCGGUGCUGCAGGACAAACGGAGCGAGCACGUCCGCUUCUGCCGAUACGCCGCCAGGCUGACGGAGCGAGUGUCGGGGAAGCCCCUCCUCAUGGGCAGCGACGUGUCGUUGGCUCGUCUGCAGAGGGCGAAUGUGGUCGCCCAGUCGCGCAUCACCUUCUCUCAGAGGGAACUCUUCAUGCUGAUCAGAAACCACCUGAUGUCCAAAGGGCUGUUCGACACGGCCAACACGCUCGUUAAAGAGGCCAAUCUGUCCAUGGGGUUCCUCUGUCCCAACUCUUCCUCCUGCGUCACCCCUCUCUCCUCGUCCUCCACCAUUCCCAGGUCUUGCCGUUCAGCCGGCGGGUUCACCUCCCCCGCUCCCUCUCGCUCCCUUGUCGUUCCUCAGCCCUCCUCUUCCUCCACCCCCGCCCUCCCCUGUCCCGCAUCUCACGGGCCGGGCCCUCACAUGGCGGGCCGGAUUUUAUUCACACGAGAACGGCCGGUGGCCAACUGCAACUCAGGAAAGAAGCUUUGCUCGCUGAAACAGAAGUCUGACCACGGUGCUUUCAUACAGACUCCAGCCAUGAAGAAGCAGCUGGAGCGACACCUUCCGACCCCCCCGACCCUGGACAGCAUCAUCACAGAGUACCUGAGGGAGCAACACGCUCGCUGCCCCAAUCCUGUCACCACCUGCCCCCCCUUCUCCCUUUUCAACCCCCACCGCUGCCCCGAGCCCAAGCAGAGGCGACAGGCCUCGCCCAACUUCACUGCCCGCCUGGGGAGCCGCGUGCUGUACCCCAAAUAUGGAGGCGUGGACCGAGGCUGUCUGGAUAGAGAUCUGAUCUUCAGCAGGUUCCGUGCGAUGGCGGUCUUCCACGAGGGCGACAGAGACGAGAGCGGUUUCACCUGCUGUGCCUUCUCAGCCCGCGAGCGCUUCCUGAUGCUGGGAACCUGCUACGGUCACCUCAAAUUCUACAAUGUCUUCUCCGGGGUGAUGGAGGCCAACUACAACUGCCACACAUCGGCCAUCACACACCUGGAACCCUCCAGGGACGGGAAGCUGCUGCUCACCUCGGCUUCAUGGAGCGUCCCCUUGUCUGCUCUCUGGAGUAUCGAUGGUGUCUUUAGCCUGAAGAACUCGUUCGUGGACGAUCACUACGCGGAGUUCAGCAAACACUGUCAGGACCGAGUCAUCGGCACCAAGGACCAAGUCGCACACAUCUACGACAUCCAGACGGGUCAGAAGACCCUGACGCUGAACGACCCCGCCCUGGCCAACAACUACAAGAGGAACUGCGCCACCUUCAACCCCAGCGACGACCUGGUGCUGAACGACGGCGUGCUGUGGGACGUGCGGGCGUCGCGCGCCAUCCAUAAGUUUGACAAGUUCAACAUGAACAUCAGCGGAGACUUCCACCCCAACGGUCUGGAGGUCAUCGUCAACACUGAGAUCUGGGACCUGAGGACCUUCCACCUCGUGCACAAUGUCCCCUCCCUGGACCAGUGCAGGCUCGUCUUCAACAGCAACGCCACCAUCAUGUAUGGAGCGAUGCUGCAAGCCGAUGACGAGGAUGACUCCGUGGACCAGCAGAUGAAGAGUCCCUUCGGUUCGUCCUUCAGGACCUUCGACGCUACAGACUACAAGCCCAUUGCCACAGUGAAUGUGAAGCGGAACAUCUUUGACCUGUGCACCGACACCAAAGACUGCUACCUGGCUGUCAUCGAGAACCAGGACGCGGUGAGCCUGGACACGGUGUGUCGUCUGUACGAGGUGGGACGACAGAAACUGGCAGAAGAAGGAGACGACGAUCAGGAUGAUGAAGACCAGGACGAUGAUGAUUCCUCAGACACGGACGACGACGACGAUGACGACGAUAUGGAAACAGACCCGCUCAUAGAGGAACUGAUCAAUAACGACGACCCGGAGAACGGAGGGGGGGGCAUCUCUCCCACAGAUGAAGAGAUUGCAGAUCUUCUCGGCAGCAACAGCGACGACGACAACAGCGACGACGACAACAGCGACGACGACUCUGCAGACUCGGACCGUUCGUCCAGAAGCGGAAACAGAACCGACUCCGACGAAAACCCGUUUAGGGAUCUGUACCCAUCAGAUGGUGAAACUCGGAUCCUUCAGGCCAUCAGUGAGAUGGAAAGAUGGUGAGAAGAAGAAGUUCCUCUGCUGACCAUAUGAACCUCAACAUGGACCCCCCCCAUAUUUUUUAAAGCCUCACUUCUCGUUGGAACAGGCGAGUGGACUGAACACACAGAGAAGUCUGUCAUAUUCUCUCUACACGUUUUAGAGAAGCGACCGUGAUGAUGAUGAAUAAAUAUUUCCCAGAGUUCAUUGGGGCUCAGAUGAAAACUCUUGACCUGCGUUCUGCUUCGUUUCCGUAGGAGAAAAGUGUUUGUGAUGUUUCACCUGCUCCACGUGAGACGUCACUGACGACCGCAGCUUUAAUACUUAGAGCCAUAGAUAUAAAAUCCAUUCACACACAGGCCACACUCUUCAUCUCCUCGCACGUUUCACGACAGUCUUCCACACACGCCAUGAACCGUGACAGCCAUCGAUAACAUCUGCACACGUCUCCUCUCUUGCGUCUCUCGCUGUGUCCAAACAUCAGGUUUCUGCAGGAGACACUUUUAUACAGAGUUCACCUGUACGUGAGGACUCCCUAGACGUGGCGUAUAACCUUGUUUUUAUUUAAUUGAUUUCAGCUCAUCUUGAUACUUUUCUGAAAUAUUAAAGUCUUGAUUUUCUGAGGAAAGGAAACGUGCAGCUCGUCGGGAGAGGCUGGUGACGAGAAUCUAAUGGGAGAACGCCUGAUGAUGUAAUGCAUUACUUCACAUGUUGUGUUGGUCACAUGAUGCCGACGUUACUUCAUCACCAGCUGCUGCAAGGUUUCAAACCCGAGCUGCCAAAGCUUUUUGUAUUGGAACAUUUUUUUCUAUUUUGCAGGAAGCUUACCUCACGCUGAGCGGUCGACCUUUGACCCCUAGUGUGACAGCAGAAGCUGAGCAUGUUGCGGUCGACCGGUCGGCUGCUCAGUCACUUAAAGUCCGAGUUUUAGAUGCAGCUUCGAGUUGUGGACGCACAUAAUGUGUCGACCGGUCGCAGCCUGAAGUCGUGCGUAACAAAAAGCUACAAACGUUUGUUUUUUAAAUCAGUAUUUUACGGCGCAGCAGCUUCUGGGAGCCUCAGAAUCUCCAGUUUUAUAAUAGAUUGUAAUGUUUAUAACGUUGUUGUAAAUGGUUGAGAUUAUCAGUUGAGAAGAUCUACUUUAAUAAUAAAAUACUCUUCUCCCUUC